Messenger RNA from Symbiodinium sp. CCMP2456, 1585 nucleotides. The record is from the annotation of a GenBank genome assembly. NCBI's taxonomy places the organism in Eukaryota, Dinophyceae, Suessiales, Symbiodiniaceae.
GAGGCUUUGCUGUGGCAGAGCCGUACCAGAUUCGGUGGCAUCGCGCAAGACUGGACAACCUACCCCCGAGAAGCUCAGGCACAGUUGAACCGGGCGCUGGUGCGUGGGGAUCGGAUUGUCGAGCUAUGCUUCCAUGGUUCUCGGUUCCGUGUGGAUCUGGUGAACAAGAAGCAGUACAAUGCAACGGACAUGACCAAGGUGAGAGAUGUCCGACUUGUCAACGUGCAGCCGAAGAUGUGGCUUCUUAUUUCAAAAAGUGAAGAAGCACAUUGGGUCGUACUGGAUGAAGCAAAUUGCAAGCACAUUGAAGAAGGCCUUGGUGAGCGACACCUCUGCCACGACGCGGUGCUUUUUGAAAUCUCGAAUCGUCGACUGGGCAGGUUAUACAUCGACAAGGCUAGGCAGCGUGCCUACGACUCUCUCUAUGAGGAUGCAUUCCGGGGCCUGCUAGCUUUGCCCAGAUCAAUGUGGGCCGCAGUCCAGGAAUGUCCACAGGAUGUAACAUUGCCACCUUCCUCCGAGUGGCAUCAGCUCCUGUUUCGUCAUUUUGAAGCCACCAAGUUCGGCGGCAGGAAGGGCAAGCGCGUUCUGAAUGAAGACUUGUUUGUUGGCGACAUCACAUGCCAUCUGCGGAAAAGGCUGUACCUGCAGUUUUUGGAGAAGGUGCACCGUUUCUCGGAGCGGGGCCGAGUGUUGCUUUGCUUCCAUGGAACGAAGCCACAGAACAGAGCUGAAAUCGUCGACAACGGCUUCUCCAUCAGCAAGGUCGGUGCCGGCUCGGGCAAUCAUGGUUGGUUUGGCAAAGGCAUCUAUUUCGGACGACGUGCCUACACAGCUCUGGGAUAUAACCGGGGUGCCGAACUUCUUUGCUGCCUCGUCGCGGUACAAGAUGUCUUCGUCACGCCUCCACCGGAUAGCUCGGGCAAUGCCUACCAUGGUCUGCCAUGCAAAUUGGGCUACGAUGCGCAUCUGUCGCCCAGUGGUAAGGAGCUUGUCCUCUUCAACCCUCGCCAGAUAUUGCCAUGCUUUACCCUGCAUUUGUCAAAGUAUGUGGAGUUAUCAGACCAGCAAGCCAUGUCGGUGCCAGCAUCGACCUACGACAAGAGUUCACCCAGUGAUUACAGACCUGCCUGCCAACCCCUGUUUGCUGAGACGGCCUGGCAGCGGCAGAAGGAAGCUCAGCAGAAGCACGACGAGGUUGAGCUUCUCUACGCGCAACUUCAGGAGCUGACCCAGCAAAAGCAUGCGGAGGAAGCUCGUGCGCGGCGCCAUGCCCAAGAUGUCCAGCGGGCAAAGCUGGAAUUUGAAGAAGCAACUCGGAAGCUCCGUGCGGCAGAGUCAGAGCUGUGGCAGCGGCAGGAGGAGCAGCGUCGCGAAGAGGAAGCAGAAAGGCUUCGGCGCGAGGAAGAGCAAGCCCGGCGCAUUGAGGAGGAGGUGGAGAAGCGCAUCCAGGACAAGGUUCAGGCUGAGCUCCAUCGACGCCUCGCGGCUGAGGAACGGCGUCUGCGCGAUGCCGAGGAGGAUCGGCGCCGCCAAGAAGCCCUGGAGGCAGAGAGAAAGCGAAUUGUUGAGGAGGACGUUCGCC